This is a messenger RNA of Armigeres subalbatus, 1302 nucleotides long. RefSeq lists its product as uncharacterized. NCBI's taxonomy places the organism in Eukaryota, Metazoa, Arthropoda, Insecta, Diptera, Culicidae. The record is from RefSeq and is a predicted model, not a curated record. The transcript is spliced from 3 exons. Bases 117 to 1160 code for a protein of 347 amino acids.
UAAUUAUUAAACUUGGAUCGUAGCAGCCUUAUAGGCUGUUUUCGUUAUUUUUGACACGUAAUUUUACCGGAGUUCUGUACACUAAAUUUGUCGUAUAACGGUAGAACUUUUUAAAAAUGGCCUUUUCGUCCCAGCGAAUGUUUUUAACUGUACCGUUUCGUAAUGAAGAGCCCCCUUUGCCUGAUAGGAAGCGUAGCGAUUGUCAGCUAAAAUCCUACGAAUCAUGCUCCGAUGUGAGGGCAUGGUCCUUAGACCCAAUGGUUACUUCAAAAUUCUUGUUGGACGUUACGCACAAAGCACGCUUCCAGAGAAAAUUACCACGGCCAAGCGGUGACUACCGGCUAACAAGGGCAUACCUUCAACAUCUAACCGUUGAAGAGCUAGUCGAUUACGUCAUGAGUCUCAUGUUAGAACUCAAGAAACUGAAAUCCCUAGUCCAACAAAUCGAAGUUGAACGCAAGGAUCUUGGCGAACAGCUGGUGUCCGUUCAGCAGAUGGCCGAGACAUGCGAACAGCAAAAGGAGGAACUGAUUCUCGUCCAGCAGCGCUCGACAGUUUUCGAUCCGAAUCAGAUGGAUCAGGAGAUGGUCGAAUUGCGAAACAUGAUUCUAGCUUUAAAGGACAAAGCCGAACAGUACGAUAGUGUGGCGAAAGAGAACGCCUGCUUGAAGCAGAAGUUCCAGGAGUAUUGCGGCGAGAAGCAGCGUGAACCGAGGUCCAGUUUUGACGAAGGUGCUUGCGGCGAUUCGAUUCCGGAGACUUGCGAGAAGCUGAAAGCUGAGCUUAGGCAUUAUAAGCAAAUUUAUGGUGAGAUGAAGGUGCAGAAGCGGUGCCUGAUGGAGCAACUGCAGGUGGCAAAAUUGAGAGAGUCAAGAUUUUGCGAGAUGAAAAAAAGAUUAGAUGACGAAGAAAGCAAGCGGAUUGCUUUGCAGAGUCAAUUAGACGACUUAUUGAUCGAACGUGAUUGUCAAAAUCUAGAGCUGAACCGGAAGAAUGAAUACAUAGUUUUAUGCAAUAGGAGGUUGGAAAAGGUGGAACUCGGUACUAGGCGACCAUCAAGUGCUCCUAUAGCACAAACUUAUCAACGACAAAGUAUCCAGAGGGUUUCAAGGCGGUCAACGGUACAAGAAGCGUCUAGUAGGAAAGGAAGCUUUGAGUAAUCUUUCUAGUAGGAUGUUGUACGGUAUUGCGUGUCUUAUCAGUAAAGUUAAUGUUUUGUAGAGUAUCCAGUAUUACUAAAUAAAUAAACAAAAUAUGGUUGUACAUAGUGCAGUCAUAUUGGUAAUUGAUUUAAAUAAGAGU